AGCCUAUUCACUCUGUUGAUCAUGUUUGCAAUUUGUUGGUAUAAAAGUCGGGUAUAUGUAUGGUAUCCAUAACGGAACACAAAAUGAAAUUUAGUAUGUAUGUACUUUAUGGAGUUCUAUUUUCCAGUAUUGCAGUUUUGACUAGUGCUUAUCCUUUAGAUGAAAAUGUUGACAGUCGUAUUCAGUCUCUUCUUGAUGCGUUGGUAAAGAAAAAAAAAUCAAGUGAACAGGUUGCAAAAGAAGUACCAGGAAAUGUUGCAGGUAGAAACGAAGGAAAGGUUGCAGGUAGAAACGAAGGAAAGAGACAAAUAGAAAUUUUAGAAAAUGAGACAGUUGAUCCAGAUUCAGAGGAUAUGCCACUUCUUAGCAGUUUCCAAGUCAUAAAGCAUAACAUUAAAUAUAAGCCAAAUAAUCUGCAUCCUGAAAAGAGCAAGGCAUUUUUGUCCAAACAAGCUGAAAUUCUUCGAAUGACACACGAGCAAAAAGUGGAACGUGGAUUGGAGGCAGAAGAGUCAGGAGAUGAACGUGGUAUAUCAAAGAAAAGCCUAACCACUUUGAAUCAGUUGUGGCCAAAGAAAAUAGUUCCAUAUAAAAUAGAAGACACACUUGAAAUGCCUGAAGGCAAAAAACUCUUAAAUAAAGGCAUAGAAAUCUUCAACAGACUAACCUGCGUGAUGUGGUUGCCGCAUGACCAAGCCCUUGAAGCAUUUGUUGGCCAUAAGACUUAUGUUGCUGUAAUGAGCGACAAUGAAUGGUGCUGGGCAUCCGAUUUAGGUAGAACUGGAAAAGAAAAACAGCAACUUAGUAUGUCUGGGGAUUGUUUAGAGUUCUCAACCAUACUUCAUGAGAUGUUUCAUGUGAUGGGGGCGGAACAUGAGCAGUGUAGAUCAGACAGAGAUUAUCAUGUCAAAGUCAAGAAUGGUGCAAAUAAAUAUAACUAUGGAAAGUGGCCUACACGAAAUUCAAAUCCAUAUGAUUAUGAAUCCAUCAUGCAUUAUGCGGAGGGGGAUCCGUUGACUGUUUUAAAUGAGGAACUUGCAUUUCUGACACACAGUAGCGACAAACUAUCAUUCUACGAUAUUGCUGAUAUCACAGAUACGUAUAAAUGUGCAGAGGAUUGUGUUGAUCCUCCAGAAUGCAUCAAUGGUGGAUUUGUUUACUCUGAAUGUGAAUGUUACUGUCCCUAUGGAUUGACUGGUCGAUAUUGUGAGCAGGUUACAAGUGAUGAUUGUGGUGGAAUAAUCGAUCUUACUCCAGGGAAUGAUUACAUUAUAACAAGUCCAAAUUUUCCAAAUAAUUAUGACGUUGGUAAGGAAUGUGUUUGGCUGUUAAGGGCUCCAGAAGAUUAUCGUGUAAGCAUUGAUGUAGAUUUCUUUCAUUUGCCGUAUAAUGAUGAUCUAAAAAGAUGCUACCAUUGGUUGGAAGUGCGAUAUAAUUUAGUCGGUCAAACUGGAAUCAGAAAAUGCGGCGAUUCAACCGGUGAUACUUGGGUAACAACACCUUAUGGAGAGAAGAACUUGAUGCUUCUAAUAUUUGAUAGUGUGGUUGGUAAAGAACACUCGCCAGAAAAGGGAUUUUCUUUAAGGACAAGAACAGUAAAGGACGGAUGUUUAGCAGAUCCAUGUAUUUAUGGUACGUGUCGGGACUGUGAUGAUGGUUCAUUCAAAUGUAAAUGUUUUCCUGGAUUCGAAGGUCAACAUUGUGAAUUCGUUGAUGAUUCCACACCAUUAGAAUGUACAUUUGAAAAAAAUUACAAAUGUUUUAUGAAGAAUGUAAAUGAUGAUGACUUUGACUGGAGCGAAAAGAUGGGCCCAACUGUCACCAAACUAACCGGUCCAGACAAGGCAAUUAGUGGCGACUUGUAUUUGUAUGCCGAGUCUUCAAGCCCAAGGAAGCCAGGAGACAAUGCUAUAUUUGAAUCAGAUGUUACAUUUCCAGCUGAAGAUCGUUGCUUGGAAUUUUAUUUCAACAUGUUUGGUUCUGGUAUGGGGACAUUAACUGUGAAGUCAUCGGAGGAAGUAUUGUGGACGAAGACUGGAAACCAAGGAUUCAGUUGGCAUAAGACUAGAAUACAUGUACCCAGUACAGAUAAUCUGAAGCUAAGGAUUGAGGCAAUCCGUGGUAGUGACUGGGAAAGUGACAUUGCUAUUGAUGAUAUCAAGCUUGCACCAGGAACUUGCGCAACUCCUCCCAGGUCUGAUUGUUUAUCAUCACCAAAGGGUACAGAUUACAGAGGCAAGGUUAAUGUCACAACUAACGGAAGAAAUUGUCAGAGGUGGGAUUCUGACUCACCGUGGUCACAUGAUUAUCAUGUGUAUGAUGAAUACGAAAAUUAUUGUCGUAAUGACCUACGUGAUUCGGAUGCACCUUGGUGUUAUACCACUGAUACUCAAGUGGAAUGGGAGUUAUGCGAUAUACCUCAUUGUCAUAUUGAAGAAUGCAUUCGAUCAAUGAAUGGAUAUGACUACUUAGGUACUAAAGACACAACUGUACGUGGCCACACAUGUGAACCUAACAAAGAUGGAUUGAUUGCAUGUAGAGGAUCAUUUGAUUACGAUUCUCCAUGGUGUUUUAUUGAUCAGAAUGAAAAUUGGGAUUCGUGUGAUAUACCAAAAUGUACUACAGCUCCAGUAGAAUGUUUACAAACACCAAAAGGAAUAGACUACUUCGGAAGUACUUCUGUCACAGAAACAGGCAAAACAUGUCAAAGAUGGGAUAAACAAGAACCACAUCAACAUAAAUAUUGGGCUUUGGUAGACCAGGAUAACUUUUGUCGCAAUCCAGAUGGUGAUAGCCGGCCUUGGUGUUUUACUGCGGAUCCAGAUGUGGAAUUUGAAUACUGUAAAAUUUCAUACUGUGAUGAACUAGGGUGUUCCAACAACCCUUGUGAACACGGUGGCACAUGUACAGACAUAGAAGAUGGUGGGUUCAACUGUCAGUGUCGAUCUGGAUACAUGGGUGCAAAGUGUGAAUCACGAUUAGCCGAUGCUGACUGUAAAAGAUCGAAGGUUGGUUAUGAAUACAACGGAAAAAUUCAUGUUACCAAAAACAAGUAUUUUUGUCAACAAUGGGCCAAAGAUGAACCACAUUCACAUCAAUUUAAUAACUUGCCUGAAAAUUAUUGCCGAAACCCAGAUCAAGAUGUCGAGCCGUGGUGUUUCACCACAGAUCCAAAUAAAGUAUUUGAUUUCUGUGAUAUACCUUUCUGUACUACUCCAGCAAAAGAGUGCCUAGGUACAAACAAUGGGAUUUCAUAUUUCGGAACUAUGAAUCACACAAAAGAGGGUACCGAAUGUCAGAGUUGGAGUGCUCAGACACCUCACAGCCACAAAUAUGAUUAUUUAGAGGAUCAAGGAAAUUACUGUAGAAAUCCCGAUCAAGAUGAAAACGGCCCAUGGUGUUAUACCACUGAUCCUGAUAUUCGAUGGCAAUCAUGUGACAUUCCAUAUUGUUGAGAUUAAAUGUUAUUAUUUUCAAAAAAUAUAUCUCCCUUUGUAACCACCCCAGCCCCUUUUCCCCUCUAAAACAAUUUAAAUAAAAACAGAUUCAUCCAAUAUGUCUGUCCAUGUAUCUUUUAGGCUUAACAGAUAUUAACGAACCAUUGAUAUUACACGUUUCAAAGUAAAACUGCCUGAUGAUGUGAAUAAAGGAAAACUAGCCUGGUCCGACAUAUGCAAGUUAACUGAGGGAAAAACUUGAAUUUGCUUUCUUCGAUAUGCUAAUUGUAUUGCGGAGUGGGUACCAUUUGUGAGUUCACCUCAAGAUCUAGUUUAUAUCACUUCAAAUGGCUGCCUUUUGUAUCAAUUUUUUUUUUACUGAAUAUGUAUUGUAUAUUAUUGUUCUAGCACACAUGGCGUAUAGUAUUCUGCAAUCCAAUUUAUUUAUUUAUUUAGUAAUGUUAACAUUAAUAUGCUAUUUGAUGUGUAUUAUAUAUUACUGUAUUGCUUAAUAAACAAUAUUUAUUCUUGA
Mytilus californianus (California mussel) is the source of this 3969-nucleotide messenger RNA. RefSeq lists its product as uncharacterized. The record is from RefSeq and is a predicted model, not a curated record. Gene Ontology annotation, biological process: proteolysis. Gene Ontology annotation, cellular component: membrane. The transcript is spliced from 25 exons. NCBI's taxonomy places the organism in Eukaryota, Metazoa, Mollusca, Bivalvia, Mytilida, Mytilidae. Gene Ontology annotation, molecular function: calcium ion binding; zinc ion binding; metalloendopeptidase activity. The coding region runs from base 60 to 3455 and encodes 1131 amino acids.